This is a messenger RNA of Ciona intestinalis (vase tunicate), 3748 nucleotides long. The record is from RefSeq and is a predicted model, not a curated record. NCBI's taxonomy places the organism in Eukaryota, Metazoa, Chordata, Ascidiacea, Phlebobranchia, Cionidae.
GCCGCAAUUUUGAAAUUGGCGCAAACAUAUUUUUAUUCUAGUUUGUGUUGCUCGUUUAUAUUUCAGGGAUACCAUAAUAUUCACGUUGCUGUGAUACAGGGCCUACCUUAUAACUGCGACACUCCGUUCAAAUGUACAGUUCAAACCUACGGUGUAAAAUUAUUAGAACUUAGCAUGAAGUUUCAAAAGGGAAUGUUAAUAUGGGCCGACCACCCUGAUGAAGUAUGGCAACCCGCAAGGGUGGUGGAAGUUUUACAAAACAAACAAAUUAAAGUUGAAUAUUUUUCUGGGGGGACAAAACUUUUAAAAGCAAGCAAGAACUUUUACCGAAUAUUAUCGAUGGAAAACAUUGAAGAAAAUGAAAUUGAAAACGAUCUUUCUAAACUUGGUUCGCUGUCUACUCCAUCAGUCCUCCAUGCAAUAAGGAAAGCUUACCACAGUGGUGUCUACUACAGCAACUUGGGUGCUGGAACAAUACUGGCCGUCAACCCAUUUCAAGAAGUUUCAAAUUUAUUUGAUGAAAAGAAAAUAAAUAACUACCAUUUGUCGCCAUUAUCGGAGUUGUCAUGCAUGCCCGCACAUGUGUUUGGUGUAGCGGAACGCGCUUUACGAAACAUGAAAGAUGGAAAUGAUCAAUCCAUUAUUAUCAGCGGUGAAAGUGGAGCUGGGAAGACAUGGACAGUGCGUUGUUUGAUGCGCUACCUUGCCACAGUGAACUUACAUCAUGCCCAACUUAACCUGUCCGACUCAUUUGUUGGAGAUGAGAUAGAACACCGGGUGUUGAGUUCAAAUCCCAUCUUGGAGGCUUUUGGUAACGCAGCCACCCCUCGCAACCACAACAGCAGUCGAUUCGGGAAAUACAUACAAUUACAAUAUGAUAGGUGUGGUACCAUGGUCGGGGCAAACCUGCAAGUUUAUCUACUUGAGAAAACCCGAGUAUCGAGCAGAGACGACUUGGAGCGGUCCUACCACAUCUUCUAUCAGAUGAUCAACGGGAGUAGUGAGGAGGAGAGAAGGGAAUGGAAACUUCCGGAUGUAGGGUUCAUGAACAAAGACUUCAGGGAGCAAAACGUCAACUCCAACAACUCCGUAAAACCUCAGCACAAUGGCAGUGGUGACUCAGCAAAUAGUUUCAACCAAUCAAUGGAGAGAAUGGAUGAUGAGUCAGCGUUUGAUAAAACUCGUAAAUCCAUGAUGAGCGUUGGAAUAUUUACCGAGUCACAAAAUAGGAUUUUCGCGACUUUGUCUGCAAUUCUGCAUUUGAAUCAGUUAGACUUUGAAGGAGAUGAUGACUUAAGCACUCCGUGCACAAUUCCUCCAUGUUUACAAAGCAAUGUUAAAACAUCAUCUCAACUCUUGGCUGUCCCUAUUAACCACCUUGUGCAGACGUUAACUGUUCGUAAAAUUGAAGCUGGUUCAACACGCUCUGCCGAUCGUAGACGCAGCGUGUUCAAACGUCCGUGUACGAGGGUGGAGUGUCGUGCGCGUCGUGAUGCCAUGGUUAAGUGUAUGUACGAACGAUUGUUCUUGUGGUUGGUUAAGCAAAUUGGAAACGAUUUAUCUGCACAGUCUAAUGCAGCAUAUCAUUUUAUUGGUCUGUUAGAUGUUUAUGGUUUUGAAAGUUUUAAACACAACUGUCUUGAACAACUUUGUAUAAACUAUGCAAAUGAGAAGUUACAGCAAUACUACAUACACAACUUUCUUAAGCUUAAACAGGAGGAAUUAGCAUUGGAGGGCGUGUCGUGGGAGGGGCUGGAUGUCAACGAUAAAAUAAAUUGUUUGAUUUCUUUGGAAGCAAACAGGAGUAGUUUAUUUGCUUUGUUAAAUGAGGAAUGCCGAUUGAACCGAACCACCAACCCCCAGCAACUACAGGCUCGUUUAACCGAUUCCUUCCACAAGAACCCCUACAUCACCCAACCACGGAUAUCAACCGACACCCCUUCCUUCACUGUUAACCAUUAUGCGGGGAAGGUGGUGUAUUCAGUUGAACUGCUCAUCAUGAAAAAUAAGGAUGAACUACCACAAGAAAUACGUGAGCUUUUACUUGCAAGUAGCAACCAAUUUGUUCAAGACCUCAUGCUCGAUAAACCCCCGAACCCUGACGCCCCCACUGCCAAGGGGAAGUCCCUAGAGACCGUCUUAUCCCAGUUUAAAAGAUCCUUGGAUGAAUUAUUGGCCACGAUGUCUUCCACCAACUGCAACUACAUCCGAUGCAUCAAACCUAAUAUCGAGUCUUUGCCUUCGAAGUUUGACUCAAGACAUGUGGUAGAACAAUUACGAUCAAGCGGGGUUGUGAAGACAAUACAAAUAUGUGGUUCCCUUCAUCCACACCAGUUGUCAUAUCAGCAUUUCAUUUCUCAUUAUAUAUUCAUGUUACCAACUACUAACAGUGCUACAUAUGUUAAAUGUUAUUCUCAGUUGAAUUUAAAAAAGUCACAGAAAAUUUGUCGUAAAAUAAUGAACCAAGUGUUGGUGGAUCAAACCCAGCUCGAUGCAGAUAAAUGUUGGCAGUUUGGGAAGACAUGUGUGUUUUUGUCGGCAGAUCUGUAUGAAUUGUUACAAACCAAGCGCGACGAACAGACGACCCAAAGUGUGUUGAAGAUACAGCGGGCAUGGAGGUUUCACACACAACGUAAAUUCUGUCGAUUGCUUAUUAAACAUAUCGUGCAACGAAGACUUAAAGCUGUGGUUACUUUACAAAGACAUUGGAGGAUUAGAACUAAAGUCAGGAGAUGCAGAAAGAUUAGAAGACUUAAAAUAAUUGCUCGUAACAAAGCUGUGUGCGUUAUACAACGGGGGUGGGGGAGAUUUAAACUAAGAAAACAACGAGAAAAAGCUGCCCUUGUUAUUCAAAGAGCUUUUCAAAAUUGGAAAAAAAGAAAAUAUACAGAAAAAGAGAAGGAUAAUGAAAACGAUGAUUAUGUUUCUUACGUGCCGGUUGUCACUAAAAUGUUACCACUUCACUACGCCAGUGUUCGACAGAAUGAUUCUUCAUUUAUUGAGGAUCUUGAAUUGGAUUCCGUGUUGAGUGAAAGCUCAGUGGUUGGGAAUCUUACAAAUGUCAAGUCAGAAAAUAGUCUUAACUUCUUAUGUGAAUUGUUGGGCAGAUUAUCAUACGAAAGCAAACAUUUAAAUUGGUUCAGAUCCAAUUUAUAUCAACAUUCUACAUUACAUGGCUCAACAUACAAUUUAAGGCCCGUAACUUUGUUUAAACUUUAUUAUUUAGUCUGUCGGGAAAAUGACAUCAAAAUUCCGCCCCUAUGUAAUAAUAAUAAGACCUAUGAGAAAAAGUUUAUUGUGGAGCAGGAACAAACUAAACUGCCUAUCUUACCCUUUGCUACAGUGGUGCCUGUUAAAGGAUUGUAUACCUGAAUCAAUUGAUGCUUUUUUUAUAACUUUGUGCUCUUUUGUACUGCUAUGGUUCUUGCUUGUUUUGUGCUUCCCAUUCUAUAUAUAAGGGUGAGGUCAAAUAGCAACGCGCGCCCUGGUUGUUCUAUGUAUGCCAGACUUGGUUUAUUAUUGCAGAGUUUUUUAUUCUUUAUAAAGGAGGUGCUGGAGUGAGGCAUGCCAAGGGGUUAGACCACAGUUGGCUUAUAUAUUUUGCAUCCGUUUAUAUUUGUGCCUGAGUUUUUGUCAACUGUUUUUCCAGACUACACUUAUGCGUUGUUUGCUUGCUUAAAAAUAUUAUGCUGUGAGAACGAACCAUCUUGCAUUUGAACAAUAUAACUUAUUUCUCAUCUAAACCAAA